AUGGAGGUUCCUAUGGUUUGGAAUAUUGUGCAUGAUGUUGUCCGCUAUAACAAGGAUUGCAAAGUUGAUGCUCAUGAAGAGCAUGAUCUCGUCGAUACAUCAUAUGCCUUGGAGAACUCAAAAGUCAGUGAAAGCUUCUUGCUGAUGAAAUUCUACUCUUUAUCAUCUGGAAUGGCAAAGCAUUUGCUGACAGCUACUGAUGGGUCCGAAAUCAACAUCCCCUUUGAACUGACUGAUGAAGAAUUUGGCACCAGUGAUGUCUCUGACCAGCCUAGCAUUCUUCACAUGCAUGACAUCAUGGAUGACCUGGAAGAGUUUACAGAAAUUCCUGACAGUUUUUGUGAUCUACCUCACGGGCACUAUCCUCUUACUAUAACAUAUCACAAGUUUUUGAUGAUGCUUGAUGGAACAUGCCAGACAUCUUUUUUCGAUGCGUUUUAUGGUGAAAUGAAGUCUAGCUUUGAGAGAGGCCAUUCAAGAUCUCGUGCAGUGCAAACUUUUAUUGAAUUGAAGGAAGUUACCUAUGAAAAAUUUGUUACCUUCUACUGGCCUCGUUUUAAUGCAGACCUGACAAAGAAAUUUGCUGCGUCUACUGUCUUCACUGAAAUAAUUUCUCAUAUAAAGGGCGCGUAUCAAGCAAGCAGGCCUUAUACUGGCAAACUGGGAAGACAAGGUUAUGUGAUGCUCGCAGACAAAAGAUUUUCAUCUUUGAACAAUGAGAAGAGAGAUAUAAUUUAUGAUAUAUUCCUUGAAUAUGAGAGUAUGAAAUGCACUGCCAGGGAGUUUGAUUUGUCAGAUUUCGUCAAUAGUCUUCACAGCAGUCUUGUAUCCGAGGGCUACAAUGGAGAUAUGGUGGAUUUUGUUUACAUAGAUGAGGUGCAGGAUCUCACCAUGACACAAAUAGCACUUAUUAAGUAUGUCUGUGUGAACAUCAAGGAAGGCUUCCUUUUUGCUGGUGACACUGCACAGACUAUAGCAAGGGGUAUUGAUUUCAGGUUUGAAGAUAUCCGUUCACUUUUUUAUACUGCAUUCCUCCCAGAAACUGAAGCGUCUAAUGAAGGACUUAAACAUCGGAAAAGAGUACAUCUCUCAGAUAUGUUCCAACUAUCUCAGAAUUUCCGCACACACUCUGGCAUCCUCCGUAUGGCACAAAGUAUCAUGAGCCUUCUUUACUUCUUUUUCCCGUCAAGUGUUGACAAGCUUAAUCCAGAGACUGGACUUGUACAUGGAGAAGCUCCUGUGCUGCUGGAGUCUGAUAACGAUGAGAAUGCAAUUAUGACUAUUUUUGGAGAAAGCAAAAGUAAACAUGGUAACCUGCAUGGGUUUGGUGCUGAGCAAGUCAUAUUAGUUCGUGAUGAUGCUACCAAAAAACAAAUUAUUGAUAUUGUUGGUAAACAAGCUCUUGUUUUGACUAUUGUUGAAUGUAAGGGCCUUGAGUUUCAGGCAAUGCAGACAGGGAGCAGCAGUGAUGAUUGGAGGCUACGGGGAAUCAAGGUAUGGUCUAUAUGCAAAAGUGUGGUACUUCUAGACUUGAGGAAGCUGGUGACUGUUUUGCUAAGGCUGAAUGCUGGUCGGAGGCGGCUGAAAUGUUCUUGA
Molecule: messenger RNA, 1596 nt
Organism: Aegilops tauschii subsp. strangulata
Lineage: Eukaryota; Viridiplantae; Streptophyta; Magnoliopsida; Poales; Poaceae
Molecular function (GO): ATP binding
Source: RefSeq, a predicted model, not a curated record